AUGGCCAUUACAGACACUUUGCCCUGUAGCAUCGUCGCAUACACCAUUGCGAUCAACGCCUGCAGCAAGUCAGCUGAAUGGGAGAGAGGCAUCGCCUUGCUGUAUGGCCUAGAAAUGGCGCUUUUGCAAGCUGAUGUUGUUGCUUACAGUGCGGCGAUCAAUGUUUGCGAAAAGGCCCGCAAGUGGCAACAGGCGUUGCAAGUGCUACAUGUUUCUUUGCAGAAAUCAGUGCGACCGAAUAUUGUAGCCUGUGGCGCUGCAAUUAGUGCAUGUGCAUGCAUAGGAAAGUGGAUGGAAGCAUUGAUGUUGCUGCAUGACAUGCCUGGAUGGCGGGUGCAUCCCAACAUCAUUGCCUUCAACUCUGCAAUCAACGCAUGUGACAAGGCAAUGGAGUGGCGGCAUGCGCUUCUGUUGCUAGAUGAAGCUCAUACACAGACCAUCCAGCUGGACAUGAUAUCCUUCAACGCUACUACCAGUGCAUGUGGCAGAGCAAGCGCGUGGCAGCAGGCAAUUUGUGUUCUUGAUGCUGUUGAAAGUCACGAGCUGCAGCCAAGCCUGAUUACAUUCAAUGCAAGCAUCAGUGCACUUGAGAAAGCUGCUCAGUGGCAGCGUUCACUGAUGCUGCUGUCUGAAGUUGAAGCGCGAAAGCUGCAGCUUAACAUUAUCACGUACACAUCGGCACUGAGUUCGUGUGAAAAGGCUAGUGAAUGGGAGCAAGCAAUGCAGCUCUUUUGCGCAAUGUGUUCGAAGUCCUUGGAACCUAACGUUAUUACUUAUGGUGCAGCUAUCAGUGCCUGUGAAAAGUCAGGGCAGAGCUUCAAAGCAGUGCAUUUGUUGGAGCAAGCGCAAGACACAUUUAUUCGGCCUGACGUAGUCAUGUAUAAUGCUGCCAUCAGUGCAUGCGAGAAAUCUGCGGAUUGGCAAACAGCGUUAGCUCUUCUGUGCCAGACAGAAUCCGCCAGAGUUCAGACCAACGUCAUCACAUUCAAUGCAAGCAUCAGUGCCUGUGAAAAGGCUUCCCAAUGGCAACUUGCACUUUCGCUCAUGAGCGUCCUUGUGAUCAGACGAAUGCAGGCAGAUGUGGUUUCAUACAGCUCCAGCAUCAGUGCCUGUCAGAAGGGUAACCGGUGGCAGGCGGCCGUUUGGCUUUUCAGAGCUCUUCAAUUGGACAGACAAGAAGCACAGGCCAUUACGAUCAACUCCGUGGUGAGCUCCUUGCACAAGCAAGGGAACUGGCUGUGCGCUCUUCAAUUUCUACGGGAAGCUGAUGUCACAGUCAUUGAGCCCAAUAUCAUUACCUAUAGUGCAGCCAUCUCAGUGUGCGCCAGUCCGGCGUGGCAGGAAGCGAUCAAGUUGUUGCUCCAGGUAGAGGACCUGAAGCUGCCCGCAAGCAGUGUCACCUUCGGAGCUGCCACCUCCGCCUGUGAAAAAGCAGGCCACUGGCAAAAGAUCUUAGAGCAUGAUCAUGAACACUCGCAUGUGCUGGGGUGCAAUUCUCAACUCGCUGCCUGUGAGAAGGCGGCUCAAUGGACACAGGCCUUGUCCUUGUGCUCUGGCGCGCGGCGAAGGCUUCUGGAGCCGAACCUCCUGACCUUCAGUGUCACAGUGACCGCUUGUGAAGGAGCUGGCAGGUGGCAAAGGACCUUGGUCUUGGUGGAUGAAAUCGGUGCACAGGCCUUGCUUCCGAGUGUCAUCACAUAUGUUUCUGCAAUCAAUGCAUGCGAGGAAGCUCAGGAUUAUCGGCAAACCUUGGUGCUUGCGAGCAAGCUGGAACUUGUGACGGAGCUCUUACGAGGGCGUUGA
Molecule: messenger RNA, 1803 nt
Organism: Durusdinium trenchii
Lineage: Eukaryota; Dinophyceae; Suessiales; Symbiodiniaceae
Source: the annotation of a GenBank genome assembly